AAAGCCAAUACUUUAUUGAACAAAAGCAUCGUGCUUUAAAGGUCAUGAUUGUUAUAAUUGCUGCCAUUAUAACCAUCAUGAUCAACAUCAUUGAUAGCAUAAGUCCUAUAACCCUAUAUAUCUAACAACAAUUGAAUCAUCAUAUGUAGAACUUGCUAAGUAGCAAUGCUAAGGAAAGGCACUGCUGUAACCUUAUCAAUGCUUUCAAAUUCCACGAUGUUGGUGGGGUGGUGCUACCCUGGGAGGAGGCGGUUGAGGCGGAGGAGAGGUGGCAUUGUAUGGUUGGGGAAUAAGCGUCGGGGGUUUUGCUUAGGGUCACGCCUGGUGGUUCAGUGGGGGGUUAUGGUGGGUCCCCUAAAGAUGUUGAAGAAGAUCAUCAUGCAGAUCACUCCCAGUGAACGGUGGAUAGAGGCUUACUACAUGUCUUUGCCCUUCUUACGCCGUCAAAUAAUCUUUCCUCUUUGUUGAUACAUAAAUGGUAUAUAUCAAUUUGAAUACUUUUCCUCUUUUUUUUUUUUUUCCUUUGGGGGUUAAUCAUGUAAUGAGGGGACUUCAACCCCUGAUUAAAUCCAAAAAAAUAAAAACCCUGUUUAAUGAAGGGAAAUUACCUUU
This is a messenger RNA of Rubroshorea leprosula, 612 nucleotides long. Lineage: Eukaryota; Viridiplantae; Streptophyta; Magnoliopsida; Malvales; Dipterocarpaceae. The record is from the annotation of a GenBank genome assembly.